AUGGCGAACCUGGUCGCCAGGGUGCUCGAGAAGCGCAUCGCCCACAUCUUCACAAACUUCCAGCCUGGCAAGAACGCAACCUCUUCCUUGCUCAAAGGUGAAGGGACGGCCAAGGACCUGGAAUUCAACAAGACCUUCAUCAACAGCUACCUCCCGCUCAACUACACGGCCGUCUCAGCCACAUGCAAGAAGAUGCAGUGGUACGUGUCUGUGAUGUCUCUGGGCAAGAGCGGGAAGGAUCCCAUCGUGGUGGUAGUGACGGGGAUAUCGAUCGUGAUCCAGCAGCUGCCAGCACAUCAGGUGCGGACAGCAUGGAAGGACAAGAAGAAGAAGCGGUCCAAGGGGAAGGAGCAGAUGCGGGUGAAGAGGAACGCCAUCAUACAAGGGAUCAAGGUGCAGGCGUCAGACUUGAGCGUCAAGAUCCAGUUCCUUAGUGACGCAGGUGGCGCAUCCUCGAUUCCUCCUGCCCCCUCGUUCGUCCAGCUGGAGAUGGGGAGCGUGCGGGUGACGAGCACAAACUCGCAGUGGCAGGAGGUCAACGACAUCAACAAGGUGUACGUGAUAAACGGGGUGACUAACGAGGCGCUGUCCUUCAAGAAGGUUGAGAUUACAGGAUGCGCGACUCGCUUCUGGCACCCGCUGUCGCAGAGAGGGCAGGGAGGAGGAGAGGCGAGGAAGCUGUUCGAGGGGUUGAGCAUACACUGCAAGUUCUCAACCAAGAGGAGGUGCCAGGACUGGAAGCUGCAGAGCUUCAAGGUUGAUCUCGAGAUCCCGCAAGUCUCGUCCUCGCUGUCUAGGAGAGACGUCAUGAUGCUCAAGGCGAUCGCUGGGGCCCUCAAGACGGUGAGCAAGGGGAAGACCGACGACCUGCACGCGCGGACGUUCUCCUCCAACUCUCUCUCGGACAUGGUGGAUGAGGCGGCGGAGGACGAGGCGGAGGACGAGGCGGUGGAGUCGCAGGAGAGCAUGGACGCUGAGAGCUUGGACUCGCUCCUCGAGUCUCAAGCUCGCUGGUCAGACAGCGACGCCAAGUGGUGCCCCUACAUCGACAACAGCAUCGAGCUCCUCGUCCGAGAGGUCCAGCUCAGCACGCACAAAGAAGAGGAAGGGAGGGGGAGGGGGAAGGGAGGGAGGAAGGAGGAGGAGGAGGAGGAGGAGGAGUUCUUGGCGCUUCUUACAGGCAUGCACAUUCGUUUCUGGCCCGCUCAGAAGUCAAAGACGUCCAUGCCCAGCAGGACUGACAACCUCCUCGAGCUCGUCGUCCGUCUCUUCACGCUGAAGCAGAGCAACGCGGAAGAGGAUAAGCUUCCUCCGCACCUCUCGCUCGUCAAGCCCUCGACGGAUCAGGAGGGGGAGGCGGCGGCUGACUCAUUUCAAGAUCUGUUCCGGACAUUCCUGACGGAGGACGUGAGCCAGCGGCUGAGCAAACAUGACCUGCUGCUUUCCUCGCCGCUGGGGGAGAAGAAGAAGAAGAAGGACAAGGUAGGGAUGAACUUCCAACUGGAGACCCGCUCCCUCUCCGUCCUCCUCCCCGUCUACAGGCAGGAGCAGGAGGACGGCGAAGUUCGUCUGCGCGUGACUGAGCUGCGGCUGGACAUCUCCGAGCUCUCUGCCAGCUUCCUCCCCAGCUCGAAGCAGGAGUGCCUCACUGCUGGGGGGCUGCAGGAGAUUCGAGCCUCCUCCUUCCCCUGGGCCCCGGGGGACAGCAGGGAAGUCUCCUCCCUCCAGGCCCUCCAGUCCACUGUGGAUGCGACCAGGAUCGAGAUGGCGAGCGUGUCGCUGAGCUGUGCGGAGGAGGAGGAGGCGUACGCGCGGGAGCUCUUGUCGAUCCAGGAGGGGAGGAUCAUCCUACUCCGCAACAGGAGGUGGAACGUGGACAGCGAGCUGCGGCCCGAUGAGAGGAGGGUGCAUGUAGAGGUCAGAAGAAGCGCGCAGGCGGAGCUCCGGUCUGAGGAUCUACUCCUCGUCCUCUCCCUGUGGGACAACUUUCGGAACAACCCGGUGGCCCGUGCGAUGAGGGAGGAGGAGGAAGAGGUGAAGCAAAUGCUGCAAGCUCUGCAGGCUGCUCACCUUGGAGCCACGUCCUACAACAACUCGAGGAAGGGGAUGCAGCUGCUGCAGGAGCCCAAGAAGAGAAAAGUCGCCCUCCUCUCCGCGAGGGUCAAUGGUCUCGCUCUUGCCGUGCUCUGCAGCUCAGGGGAAGAAUUUCGCGUCUCCUCAGGUUUCGUAGACGCCAUCGUUGAGAGCGCCUCCUCCUCCUCCUCCUCCUCCUCCUCCUCCUCUCAUCUCAAGCUCCUCUGCGAGAACUUCUACGUCUUCCUUGGCACUGGAGGUCUCAGACCCUGGAGGACAGGAGGAAGCGUGCUGUGCAGGCUGGAGAGGAGGAGGAUGAGGAAGAAGGAGGACAAGGCUUUGCUUGCUGUGCUGCAUGUGGACGGCGUGAGGUUGGAGGUGGACAGGAAGGCGAUCAAAAGCUUCAGGAAAAUGGCGAAGUCAGUGAAGGAGGAGCUGGGAAGGAGAGCAGGCAGCGCGCAGCUGAAGACCAAGGGGAGCGGUGGGAGCAAGAAGGACAAGAAGGGGGAGAGCGGUCUAUCGUCCUCCUCCUCUUCCAAGGGAGGGAAGGAAGGGAAGAUGAUGCGGGGAGUACACUUUCUCCUCCGCUUCUCGCAGAGCUCACUGGCACGGGCUCUGGCGCGGCCGUCUCCUCCUCCUCCUCCUCCUCCUCCUCCUCCUCCUUUCUGA
Guillardia theta CCMP2712 is the source of this 2742-nucleotide messenger RNA. RefSeq lists its product as hypothetical. The record is from RefSeq and is a predicted model, not a curated record. Lineage: Eukaryota; Cryptophyceae; Pyrenomonadales; Geminigeraceae. The transcript is spliced from 4 exons. Bases 1 to 2742 code for a protein of 913 amino acids.